Molecule: messenger RNA, 799 nt
Organism: Tinamus guttatus (white-throated tinamou)
Lineage: Eukaryota; Metazoa; Chordata; Aves; Tinamiformes; Tinamidae
Gene: SNAP23
Product: synaptosome associated protein 23
Biological process (GO): synaptic vesicle priming; synaptic vesicle fusion to presynaptic active zone membrane; exocytosis
Cellular component (GO): plasma membrane; SNARE complex
Molecular function (GO): SNAP receptor activity; syntaxin binding
Source: RefSeq, a predicted model, not a curated record
UUUUUCUUUAACUUGGAUUGCAUAAAAAGGGAUUGUUGCUCAACAUGGCUGAAUUAUCACCUGAGGAAAUUCAGCUGAGGGCCAACCAAGUCACUGAUGAGUCCUUGGAAAGCACCAGAAGGAUUCUUGGCUUGGCCAUUGAGUCCCAGGAUGUAGGCAUCAAGACUAUCACCAUGCUGGAUGAACAGGGAGAACAACUAAAUCGCAUAGAAGAAGGCAUGGACCAGAUAAACAAGGACAUGAGAGAAGCUGAGAAGACACUGACGGAGCUCAACAAGUGUUGUGGGCUCUGUGUCUGUCCUUGCAACAGGGCGAAGAACUUUGAGUCUAGCAGGGCGCAUCGAUCAGCCUGGGGAGAUGGCACCGAGAACUCAGCAGACCACGUGAUAUCUAUGCAACCAAGAAGAGUCAAUCAGCAGCCUCAGGCUUCUGGAGGGCCAAGUGGAGGAUAUAUUGCACGGAUAACAAAUGAUGCCAGAGAAGAUGAAAUGGAUGAAAAUCUCACUCAAGUAGGAAACAUUCUGGGGAAUUUGAAAAAUAUGGCUUUGGAUAUGGGAAAUGAGAUUGAUGCCCAGAAUAAACAAAUAGACCGGAUAAAUGUAAAGGCGGAUUCAAACAAGCAGCGCAUUGAGGAAGCCAACACCAGAGCCAAGAAACUCAUUGACAAUUAAAGCCUGAUGUCAUUGUUCAGUGACACUGUCUCUCCAGCUGCAAACCACCAUAUUCAUGGAUCUGUGAAACUCUCCUAUUCUGAAAUAAGAGGGGCUGGGAAAUAUGAAGCAAUACCCUUUCUAUAGGG